Molecule: messenger RNA, 162 nt
Organism: Aspergillus melleus
Lineage: Eukaryota; Fungi; Ascomycota; Eurotiomycetes; Eurotiales; Aspergillaceae
Exons: 1
Coding region: 1-162 (53 amino acids)
Source: RefSeq, a predicted model, not a curated record
AUGGCACACGGUCCUGAUAGUGGCAAGAAAAUUGCGGCAUCCCUUGGAAGCGAGGGAUGGACGCAACAGCAGCAACAGACCUACGCAAGUGAUACGACAUGCAUCCAGACCCGGAAAAAGCUUGCCGCAGCUGAAGAAUUUACGAUUCAGCUGGAACUGUAA